Molecule: messenger RNA, 4683 nt
Organism: Acipenser ruthenus (sterlet)
Lineage: Eukaryota; Metazoa; Chordata; Actinopteri; Acipenseriformes; Acipenseridae
Product: cell surface glycoprotein CD200 receptor 1-B-like
Exons: 4
Coding region: 156-593 (145 amino acids)
Biological process (GO): regulation of neuroinflammatory response
Molecular function (GO): signaling receptor activity
Source: RefSeq, a predicted model, not a curated record
ACCUGUACAGUAAAGCAGUUAGUCUGCACUGUACAUUGUAAACCACGACUUGUUUUAGUAGCUGCAGGUCACAUAGAGAAGAUCUACACCCACAAUUCAAAGCAUAUUUUGCAACAGAAAAAUAAUGACAUUUUAAAUCGGUAUUAUCUGUGAAAAUGUCUGUGACCAGCAUAUCGAUAUUAACUGUACUUUCGGUGUUGACCAUUUCUGCGGAAGACAUUCAAAUGGUAACCACUGAGUUGGGGAAGGAUGUUUCUCUGCACUGCACUAAUCGAACAUGGAGUGAAAUCAUGUUUGAAACAUGGAAGAUAAGGAAGACAAAUGGAGCUGAAUGUCAGAUUGCUUUUAGGUUUGAUCGGACUGAUGCAAACAGCACUUGUGAAGACAGAAUAACAAUUCAGAAUACAAGUGAAAACAGACCAUUUCUUCAUGUAUCACAUAUUAAUAAUGCUGAUGAAGGGAAUUAUACAUGUCAGUCGACUUACAAUGGUGGAAUGGACAUAGUGCAGUUUAAUGUAUCCUUUAUUGAAUAUGGAAUUGAGCCUCCUGCAGAGUCAGAGAAUACUUUUAGCUGCACUCAGAAGCUGCUGUAAGUCAGCCAUUCCUGCAACAAUGCCAUCCAACAAACACGUAAGAAACCUUUUUCUGAACACUUUGCCCAAGUAUACAAGCCACAACAGUAGACCUAUUAAUAUGGUCGCCUUCUAUGGACAGCAAAUUAUUUCCUUCGAGUGUUUAUGUUCCCUAUUCCUAAUAAAAAAUGGUGUGAUAGGUUGUUUUUGGACAGUAUAACCAAUCAAAAGUAGUGUUCAAGAGAAUCAAUGAGUUUGCAAAAAAUAGAAGAUUUCAACACAGUUUCAGGUAAAACGAAUUGCUUUCAUUUCUUUAUCAUUCUGGAAUAGUUUUCAGUGAUUAUAAAACCAAUCCAAAGCACUAUAGGAGAUCAUCAGAAUUGUUUAUAUUCAAUUAAAUCCCAAAUAUUUUGAUUGAAAACAUUUAACAUUCACCAGCUUACUAUAUCUGUUAUUUGCUAUGCUUGUCAGAGGUGGUAUUAUUUAAGCUUUGUUUUGUUUUAAAGAAAUGCUUUGUGACAAAUUUGUUAGAUCCUAAAAUUGCCCCUAGUCUCCAGUAUGUUGAGCUGGUGAAUAAAGGAGUGUUUUGUUAAUUUUCAUGCCGUUGGUGCAAUUUCAUUAUUUUAGCACAGAGAGAAGGAAUACAGAAAUAGGCAUCUAGCCCUUGAAGAAAGCAAAAUGCUGGCUUAUAGUAAGCAGAUAUUUUCAUGUUGCAUAAUAAAACAAGAUUUUUGUCAACUUAACUGUGUAAAAAUGUUUUUAAAACUACAAUUUUUCCUGUAUUUCUUUUGAUGGUUUAUGAUCUGUUACAAUUAUUUAUGUAUAUUAUAAAUAUGGGAUAUACUGUAAAUAAAUGUAUUUGUUUUAGGAGUGUGAAGAAUUUGAACCGUAUGAAUUGUAUGUGGAAAAGGUGAACUACAUCUACAGCCGAGAAGAAGAUGUGUGUGAAAUGGAAUAACCUAAACCACAGCAGUUAAUCAAACUUUACCUUGGAUUUUUAUUCACAAGUAACAAAUUGUAUUCUCUUUGAAGUAACAGAAAGUCAAAUUAUAAUCCCCCCCCCCCAUUUUCUCCCAAUUUUCUCCCAAUUUGAAAUGCCCAAUCGCUUUUCCUCUCACCGCAGCAAUUACCCACAUGGCUCAGGAAAUCCAAGGGUUCAGUGGGUGUCCUCUGAUCCCACGACCAAGCAAACUUCCUUUUUCACUCAAGAGUGGAUGUCAGUGAGCUACUGACCUCUGGAGGACAAAGUCCAACCCUGCAGGUGUCUGCCUUUGAGCUCACUGGGUGCCUGACCAGCAGGGUUUGCUGUAGCGCAAUGAGGAGAAACAGUCCCUGCCGGUUUUGCCUGCCUAACACAUGGGAGCACCAGAGCCCAUGUAAUGCUCGCUGUAUGACUCGGCAGCAGUGUGGAGUAGCGGUUAGGGCUCUGGACUCUUGACCGGAGGGUUGUGGGUUCAAUCCCCAGUGGGGGACACUGCUGUUGUACCCUUGAGCAAGGUACUUUACCUAGAUUGCUCCAAUAAAAACCCAACUGUAUAAAUGGGUAAUUGUAUGUAAAAAUAAUGUGAUAUCUGUAUAAUGUGAAAUAAUGUAUAAUGAGAUAUGUUGUAACAAUUGUAAGUCGCCCUGGAUAAGGGCGUCUGCUAAGAAAUAAAUAAUAAUAAUAAUAAUGACUCACCCGCACACCACAUGGCUGUGCUUCUACCAAGUGAGCCACUCAGGGACCCAUAAUAAAAAGACUUGAUCUUACUGUAUAUAUGUAAAAGAAAAAUUAGAAAAUAUGGAAUCAUGCCAUCUCGACUAUUCAAGCUCCUCGACUGCAAAAAGAGUUGGGGGCCUGUUCAAUGCAGCUCCUUUAUUCCCAAAUUUCUACUAAAAAAUGGGACUGUCCAUUAUAGACAGAAGUGUAUAUAUAUAUGUAAAGUGUAUGGGUGUAGUUUCAUUAUUAUUGUGAAUGUGUAUGUAUCAACGGUUUUUAAACAUUGGCAAGUGUUUUUUAAUGUAGUGUUUUGAAUGAUAUAUUGGCAUGUAAUACAUCAAUGUUGAUAACACAGCAAACAGGAACUACACACACCACAAGUGAGCAGGGCACAAGAAAGACAGGCUUGUUUGCAUGAGCACCACCUCAAAUUCAACCUAUAUAUAUAUAUAUAUAUAUAUAUAUAUAUAUAUAUAUAUAUUAGUAGUGGGUUUUGGUAUGAGACUGUUGCUUUUUUAUUUUGGUUUCCUGUUAGCUCAUGCAAUUGUGGCCUUCUAAAAAGAUAUUAUUUUUAAAGACAUGUGAGACUUGCUCAGGUCUCAAGAAAAACAAGAUCAUUACUGUAGUAAUGAUAUGGACACAUUCAAUAAAAAUAAGCUCCCUAUAAAACAGACUUGAGUGGAUUUGGAGUUGCACUUAACAUAUAACAAUAUGGGUAAGUGAGAAUCUACUUUGUGGAAGAACUAGGACCCAAAUAUACAUAUAAAUGCUUUUAAAAUCAUUACAAUGACCCCGGUUUCUGUUUUUCUUGUCCAAACUGUAUAUAAAAUAAUAUAAUUAUUGAUCAGUUCAUGCAAUAAUACUUACAGGUUUAAAUGUUGGCUACGAGACUAAUGAUGACUGGGUUCCCCACCUAUAAGACACAUACAUUGAAGGAACGUUUUUUAAUGGUGAUCUGCUCUAUAUCUAUCAUAACUCAGUAAUAUAAUUUGACAAUGAAUGUAGGUCUUAAGUACAUUUCAAACUAUGAAAAUGAAGAAAAUAUGCAACUAGAAAAAAUCUUUUAAGGGAUUUUUUUUUUCAAACAAAGAGGUUGUGGAUGUCAUUUGCAAGCGGGAAGUUGGUCAGUCUGGAAGAAGGCGAGACUCUGUUGCAGGAACGUAUUGAUCUGUUGCAGGAACGUAUUGACCCGGAAGGGAAAAUAUGUAGCAGCUGCAGACAGCAGAGACAGCUGCAAUCGUUUACCAAGGGGUCAUGCAUGAUAGCAUAAAAGGGACAGAGUAAAUCUUUUCCUUCGCUUGGUUUCAGUGCCAGUUACGGAACUGACUGGAAGGACCGGGAGAGAUUCCCUCUGAAUUGUAUUGAAAAGAGUUUGUGAGUGUUUUGUUUGUUUGUAGCACUGUUAGUAAUUGUCUUUUUAUAUUAUAUUAUACUGCUAACUUUAUUAAAAAGCUGUUUAAUGUGUUAAAAAAUCAAUCCUAUAGGAUACUACACCUUUAAGAAGCAAUACAAAUAGUGAUUACAACUACUGGAUUCAUAAUGAUUAAAUUAGGAACCAUGAAUAAAAAUGCGCAAACAACUAAGGAACCAAAAUUGAGAACUGGGAAUAUAUUUGAAGUGAUUAGUAAACCCCACGUUUUAUUUGUUACAGUCUGCAAAUAUCAUUCCUGACAUGUGCUUUGUAAAGUUGCAUCUCCCUCUUACAAGUCAUUGUAUUUAUGGUGGGUAAGACAGCAGAUAUAAUUUUGAUGGAUGCCUGAUAGUGGGCUCAUUACUGGAGGGUCUUUUGUAUUUUACAUACAAGUUACAAAGUUGACAAAUCAGAAUUUAUAAUGAUGCAAGUUAUACCACAAGGUAGAACCUUCAUCGACGGGCCCGAUCGCUUAAAUAUUAUUCUUUAGUUUCCUCUUCCUGCCACAUUGCUGUAGCACUUGAACCCAUAGUUUGGGUGUAUUGUAAGAUGCAAACCACAACUUGUGGCUGCAGUAUUUGCACGGUUUAAUACAAAGCGAGAAUAAUUAGAUACUCGUUAGAAAGAUCACAUAAACUAUUAAUUAAUAGCAUACUUAGCAGCAGCAAUAGUUUGUGAGUGUUUUGUUUGUUUGUAGCAUUGUUAGUAAUUGUCUUUUGUUUUGUGAAUUCACUGGACGGCUAACACGUCUCCGGAGCUGUCGCCUUGGGCCAGCACUACCCGGAACAACAAAACCACAGCCACUGUUUAUUUGUAUCACCCACCUCGAGCACUACUGCACACACCCGGACUGGUGAUUGUGUUUAGUAUUAUUGUGGGGUGGAUAACGUGUUAUUAUUUAUUGGGUUUUUGUAAACCAUUAUUAUCAUUUCCUGCCAAGCUUUACACAUUGGUGUGUUUUGUCGGAGGAUUAUUGUUUGGUCACCAGACUGGGAUUUAUA